Olea europaea var. sylvestris is the source of this 557-nucleotide messenger RNA. Its product is annotated as expansin-A6-like. The record is from RefSeq and is a predicted model, not a curated record. The transcript has 2 exons. Bases 67 to 543 code for a protein of 158 amino acids. Lineage: Eukaryota; Viridiplantae; Streptophyta; Magnoliopsida; Lamiales; Oleaceae. Gene Ontology annotation, biological process: plant-type cell wall organization. Gene Ontology annotation, cellular component: extracellular region.
UUCCCUCCACACCUUCCUCCACAUCUCUCACUCAUACCCACAUUCACGUUUCUUCAUUCAGAUAAAAUGGGUUUAGCCGGUCGAGUUUGCAACAUAGCUUUUCUCCUUUCACUUUUGUCACUAGCAGUUCAAGCCAGAAUCCCCGGAGUCUACGGAGGUGGAUCCUGGCAAGGUGCCCAUGCCACUUUCUAUGGAGGCAGUGACGCUUCUGGCACAAUGGGUGGUGCUUGUGGAUAUGGCAACUUAUACAGCCAAGGCUAUGGAGUAAACACCGCAGCCCUCAGCACGGCUUUGUUCAACAAUGGCUUCAGCUGCGGGGCGUGCUUCGAGAUCAAGUGUUCAAACGAACGGCAGUGGUGCCACGCCGGCAGCCCCUCUAUUUUCAUCACUGCCACCAAUUUUUGCCCGCCUAACUACGCUCUGCCAAACGACAAUGGCGGAUGGUGCAACCCGCCCAGGUCGCACUUCGACCUCGCCAUGCCCGUGUUUCUUAAAAUCGCCGAGUAUCGUGCAGGAAUUGUUCCGGUAGUUUACCGUCGGUAAUGUUUUCGUCCCUC